AUGCUGGGCUGCAUCCUGGCCAAGCUAGCCAAGCCUAAGAGGAGGCUGCCCACUCUGUUGUUCAGUCAGCACUGUGUGGUCUCUGAGAGGGAUAACAGGCUGUGCCUGAUGUUCAACGUCAGGACACUGAAAGAGACUCACAUGCUGGUGGCAGAGAUAAGAGCCAAGCUGAUCAAAUCUCACCAUACCAAAGAGGGAGAGUUCAUCCUGUUGGAGCAGAGAGAGCUGACUCUGGGGAUGGGGCCAGAUGGAGACAGGCUGUUCAUAGUGGAGCCACAGACCGUGGAGCAUGUCAUUGAUGAACACAAUCCUCUCUGGGGCAUCAGCGCUGACUCUUUAAAGUGGGAGACCUUUGAAAUCGUGGUCAUGGUGGACGGAGCCGUCCAAGACGCAGGUUUGUACUGAGAGGUGGGGAAAUCUGGAGUUGUAAUAAAAUAUAUGUUUGGGCUGUUUCAAUCAGUACAAAAAGGACACUUCAAAUUAAUGGUUGUGAAUUAUUGAUAUGUUAUCAUUAUCAAAACAUUAAUAUAGUUAAAUUGAAAGGGACCUACAGUAUCCUUAAUGCCUGGAUCGGACAGCAGAUGUAUAUAAUAUAAUCUUAGAUUCACUUGACUGUAAAUAUGUAUUUAUUCUCAGGCACAGCCUUCCAUGUGAGGACGUCCUACACUGAAGAUGAGAUUCUUUGGGGACAGCACUUUAAGUCAUACAAGCCACUAGACAUUUUAGUCAUUUAGCAGAUGCUCUUAUCCAGAGCAACUUACAGGAGCAAUUAGGGUUAAGUGCCUUGCUCAAGGGCACAUCGACAGAUUUCUCACCUAGUCGGCUCGGGGAUUAGAACCAGCAACCUUUCGGUUACUGGCACAACGCUCUUAACCACUAAGCUACCUUCCGCCCCAAGAGGGAGAUUGGGUCCAAUCACAAGACUUCUGAUAAAACCUAAAAGGUCCAGACUGCCACACACAGUGACAGAGAGAUGGCAGUGAGACAAAGAUAUGAGAGAUCCCCUGGACACAACACAGACUCUGUCCCCUCCAACAUGUCUACAAACAAAGUACAGUGGGGGAAAAAAGUAUUUAGUCAGCCACCAAUUGUGCAAGUUCUCCCACUUAAAAAGAUGAGAGAGGCCUGUAAUUUUCAUCAUAGGUACACGUCAACUAUGACAGACAAAAUGAGAGAAAAAAAAUCCAGAAAAUCACAUUGUAGGAUUUUUAAUGAAUUUAUUUGCAAAUUAUGGUGGAAAAUAAGUAUUUGGUCAAUAACAAAAGUUUCUCAAUACUUUGUUAUAUACCCUUUGUUGGCAAUGACACAGGUCAAACUUUUUCUGUAAGUCUUCACAAGGUUUUCACACACUGUUGCUGGUAUUUUGGCCCAUUCCUCCAUGCAGAUCUCCUCUAGAGCAGUGAUGUUUUGGGGCUGUCGCUGGGCAACACAGACUUUCAAUUCCCUCCAAAGAUUUUCAAUGGGGUUGAGAUCUGGAGACUGGCUAGGCCACUCCAGGACCUUGAAAUGCUUCUUACGAAGCCACUCCUUCGUUGCCCGGGCGGUGUGUUUGGGAUCAUUGUCAUGCUGAAAGACCCAGCCACGUUUCAUCUUCAAUGCCCUUGCUGAUGGAAGGAGGUUUUCACUCAAAAUCUCACGAUACAUGGCCCCAUUCAUUCUUUCCUUUACACGGAUCAGUCGUCCUGGUCCCUUUGCAGAAAAACAGCCCCAAAGCAUGAUGUUUCCACCCCCAUGCGUCACAGUAGGUAUGGUGUUCUUUGGAUGCAACUCAGCAUUCUUUGUCCUCCAAACACGACGAGUUGAGUUUUUACCAAAAAGUUCUAUUUUGGUUUCAUCUGACCAUAUGACAUUCUCCCAAUCCUCUUCUGGAUCAUCCAAAUACACUCUAGCAAACUUCAGACGGGCCUGGACAUGUACUGGCUUAAGCAGGGGGACACGUCUUGCACUGCAGGAUUUGAGUCCCUGGCGGCGUAGUGUGUUACUGAUGGUAGGCUUUGUUACUUUGGUCCCAGCUCUCUGCAGGUCAUUCACUAGGUCCCCCCGUGUGGUUCUAGGAUUUUUGCUCACCGUUCUUGUGAUCAUUUUGACCCCACGGGGUGAGAUCUUGCGUGGAGCCCCAGAUCGAGGGAGAUUAUCAGUGGUCUUGUAUGUCUUCCAUUUCCUAAUAAUUGCUCCCACAGUUGAUUUCUUCAAACCAAGCUGCUUACCUAUUGCAGAUUCAGUCUUCCCAGCCUGGUGCAGGUCUACAAUUUUGUUUCUGGUGUCCUUUGACAGCUCUUUGGUCUUGGCCAUAGUGGAGUUUGGAGUGUGACUGUUUGAGGUUGUGGACAGGUGUCUUUUAUACUGAUAACAAGUCCAAACAGGUGCCAUUAAUACAGGUAACGAGUGGAGGACAGAGGAGCCUCUUAAAGAAGAAGUUACAGGUCUGUGAGAGCCAGAAAUCUUGCUUGUUUGUAGGUGACCAAAUACUUAUUUUCCACCAUAAUUUGCAAAUAAAUAAAUUAAAAAUCCUACAAUGUGAUUUUCUGGAGAAAAAAAUUCUCAAUUUGUCUGUCAUAGUUGACAUGUACCUAUGAUGAAAAUUACAGGCCUCUCUCAUCUUUUUAAGUGGGAGAACUUGCACAAUUGGUGGCUGACUAAAUACUUUUUUUCCCCACUGUACAUUACCAGUAUUUAUCUGAUGAAAUGUUACUGUGCAACUCAGUCACUAAUAACAAUGGCACAGGAACUAGGAAACUUAGUAAGAAUGAGUUCUUUAUAUAAAUAUGGACGUUAGACAAGUCGGCAUAGAAGUGUUAAUCAAAGUUGAUGAAAUCAAGACACACUGUACAUAUCCUCCAGAAUGUUUAUACAAUGUGAACAAAUUAAUGAUAACCAAUAUCUAAAGCUGCCAUUUAUAUUUCUCAUUUAUCAAACUUUCUGAAUACUUCAAGUUUGUUAGCGUGAGCAGUGAGCACAUCAUGCCUUGUGCUAGGCAAGCACUUUUGUGAUAUACAGUUACAAUUAUGCUGAUUGAAUGAGUUCUUUGGUAUCUCACUGCCCAUACAUCAAGCUCUCCCAAUUAAGAUUUCAAUGAUGUGUGUAAUUUAAUGAUUGUAUUGUGGGGUGCCAAUUUCAUAAAUGGAAGACCGAACGGACAGUCGCACAUGACAAGACAAAUGAAUGUCAGUAUUACUGUCUCGUCACCAGCAAUGGGGACAUCUCAUUCACAUACCAUCAUAGACUCAUUUUUAUUUUAUUUUUUUACGCGGUAGAUCAGCUUUAACAUUGCAGAUAGAUUGUGGCUUCCAUCAGUGUAAUUGUCUGCAUCAUUUCCAAUCCACCGUAUAUAUUUUUUGUAAAUAUAUACUGUAAACCAAUGCGCAUUCCUAGUCUGCAUGUCAGCACACAGUAUUAGUCUGCCACGUCCACCUCAGGUCACAGUGUUCAGACAGGCAGAAAGACAGACAGACAGACUUCUUAGAGUGGGUUUGACUUGUACAUCCUUUCAUCUGACAGUGGUCAGAUGAGCCAAAGAGAUGCAGGCCGUUUCCGGGAUGCUGUCUGGACAGUCCGGGUGUACGGAAUGUUUUCCCUGGCAGUUAUCCUCCUCACCUGGCUAUCUCCGGGCCUAAUCCCAUACCACGCCCAUGGGAGAUACUGCAUAUCAAAGGUACUUUCUGCUGGCUGGAAUUCUAGCUGGCAGAUGAAUAUUUUUUUUUUUAGAAACACCUUGAUAUUAAAUAGGUGAUACUGGGUUAAUUAAGCUUGGCGGUAACGUAGAAGGGACAUACUUUACCUGUAAACAGAUGAAAAAGUCCUGAUUUAGUCAUAUUUUAAUUAACACAUUUAUUUUGAUAUCCUUGUAAAAUAAAAUAUGAUUCACUCAAAAAAUGGUUUGUUGGUUGGUCAUUUUUUGUACUGCACCUGAUGCAGAGUAAAUUGUAUAUAUUGUAACGGGUAUCCAGAAAUAAAAAAGAAAUAAUAAUUGAUAACAAAAACUGUACAAAUGCAUAAUGUUUUUUAUUUUGAGAGAGAGAGUGAACAUCUGUCAGCUCACCAGCAGGCAGAACAGUGUUCAUCUUGUUCUUGAGUGGCCUGGUGAGAGAUGUGAUAUCUUUGGAUUCAAAAUUAGUCUGACUGGGAUUGACGUGAUAUGAGGACGUGAUAUUAUGACCUUUGCUCAUGAAGCUACAAUGUUCAGCUAAUAAUGUUCUGUCUGCCAAGUGGAUGCUCUGUUGGCACAGGUAAGGGUGUUACUAAGCAACCUGUGCCUCUGCCUGCCCUAUCAGUGGCUUGGGGGGUGGGGGGGUGUUAUCUCUGGAGAUGUUCCCCCCUACAAAGAACUACAUAGGCCCCAUGACCCCCUUGGCAAAACAACAGGUUCAUUCAGCAGCACAGCACCACUGCUGACCUCAUUGUCUCUUUGUGAAGGGAAAAUCCAGAGUUGCAUUCUGUGAAAUGGCAAAUGGUCGACCAGCUGCGAGUGGAGCGCAUCUCUGUCUCUAACCUAACACAGGCCUACAGAUGAGCGCUGAAGAGCCCAGUGCCACUCUCUCCUCUGGACAACAAAACACACAAGGAUAACAUGGUAAGACUCCAGGCAUAUCUAUAUAUCUCUGUCUCUCUCCUUACCCCUAUUUACCUUCAUUAUCACCUUGAUACCUUCUCUGUUGCUCUCACCUCCCCUGACACCCUCUGUCUUUAUGCUAUUGAGUCACUCAUUGAGUGUCAACAUCACUGACAACAGACAAUGUUUUCAUAAUGCCUCUGUCUAUUUACUGUACAUGUACUAGCUGUUGUUCAUGUUGUUUAACAACAACUAUGACGAUUUAAUGGAUUUGUUAAUGGUUUUUAAUCAUCUAUUGUCAAUCAUCAUAAUGUAUUUCAAGUACAUGUACAUUGUGUACUUCUUACUAAUACAAUGUAUUAUCUACUUGAGAGGAUAACUUAAAGGCAAAUAUAUGCAUACAGUGCAUGCUUUGGGUUAACAUACUAGUGUUGAUUCUAGGGGUUUAUUACAAUGUUUAAGCAUCAUGUUGGAGCAGAUGGUUUUAGAGGGGAUUUGUAAAUAUAUAAUGCCACCCUAUUUUCCCACAAUAUCUCACUGCAUGAGCUAGAAAUACCCUGUAGUAUUUAACUCUGAUUAACAUUUAAAAAGUGUAUGUCUUGCAAUAGAAAACAAAUGUAGGUAGUCUGGUUCACCUGCAUGUGAAAUACCUGCUGCAUAGGUCUGGUUCUGUGUAGAGUAAAUCCAUAUGUCUGCAGCACAAGUAUGACGCGUUACCUGGGAUUCUCAUGUUUGGCUAUGAAUGAUACAUUGUGCUUCAGUUCACACACCUGGACACCUGUGACAUUAUCUGCGCACCUUUACACACCUGCCAUUCAAAUUCCAUACACCUGGACAAACCCUCCUGAGAUCUCUGGGUUUCACAGUCAUCCUAAUUAAAUCUGUUUGAUAAAGGGGAUGAAUAAGGCUUGUGUGUGUAGAAGGGGAGGGGUAGUCAGCCAGCAAGAAUAGGUUAUGUUCAUAUCCAGUGUCCCAGAAGACUGACAUGAAUAGUGUGUGUGUGUGUGUUGUAUUCAUUGCACAUGUUGCAGAAUCUUGAUGGAGAUACAUUAUCUGUGAUUGAGAAUCCUGUGGCUGUCAGUCAUCCUUUUCACCCAGAGAAGAAAGGAGUGGGAGGGGCCCGAGGAGCUCAGAGUCAGAGCUGCCAUGCCUGGCUGAGAGGAAUCCACUCUACAAACCACGGUAAGGCAAUGGGUGGUGCACUGUCUAAUAGGGUUGAAACCACAGGCUAUCAUUAGUAGACAACAUUAUCCAAUUAGUGCACAAACAAGGCAUGUUACAUAAAGUCUUAUCUAAUUCGAGUAUAUAGCAGCAUUAAGCUUUAGUACUUAUCAUUAUCUUAAGUUAAAGCCAAGUCCAGCUAGCCUCAGAGCUUUAGAUAUCCUUUUCACAAACUGUAGUACAGUAAACAUCUACCCCUCACAGCUGCCAUGCAGACUUGAUAUGAGUCAGUUGAUUAUGACACUGCCUGUGAAAUGCUCAGCAUUCAUCUUUGUCACUUGUUCCCUACAUGUGGUAUGCUUUGUUCACAUCCUAGGUUGUGUGCACGUUGUAGACUGUGUAAUGGCUGUUACAUGCUGUGCCGCUAUCUCUUCCACACUAUGUCAGUGUGACAGACAGCUAACAUGCCUUUUAUCAGUAUACCCAAGCAGUUUAUCUCUUAUCAGUGUCUAAUUCAGCUGUGCUCGUGUCAGCCCAUAGACUGGUGAGAGUACUGGCUGCUGUGUGUGCAGUAGGACUUCUGGGAGGCUUAGCAGUCGGAGUGUGGUUCCUAGGUGAGACAUUCUGCAAGUGUCAAAUCAUGGAGUAUGAAGAGAAUGAUGACAUGUUCAAUGUUCUAGUGUUUGUGCAUUACAGAUUCCUUGCCGUGGUGGAUAACAAACAAAAAUAACCCUACAUGUCAGAAUAUAGAACACUGUAUUUGAAUGUUUUAAAAUGAGACUGUUAUAGCUGAUUAACUAUGCAUGAUAAUCAUGUCUUACACAAUGACAGAGCUAGAUUAAGAAUAUCUGUUUCACAUCCACUACAACUAUAAUUCACUCUGCAUGUUGUUGUUUUUCCUCCCACAGUCAGGUUGUUGUUGCGGCCUACCUCUUCCCAGAGCCCAGCAGGACUAGGGGACACCAAGGAGACGUCCUUCUGUAACGUGACCGAAGACAUCUCUGUGGCUGACCCCAGGAAAGGUCUGUGCCUCUCAGCCCCUAACUCACCACAGAGACUGUCAUCUUGUCCGUGGGAUUGGCUACAUCCCAAAUAGCACCUUAUUCCUAUGUGGUGCCCCAUAGGCUCCAGUAAAAAGUAGUGUACUAUAUAGGGUAUACAGUGCCUUCAGAAAAUAUUCACACCCCUUGAAUUUAUCCACAUUUUGUUGUGUUACAGCCUGCAUUUUUAAUUGAUUAAAUUGAGAUAUUUUGGUCACUGGCCUACACACAAUAGCUCACAAUGUCAAAGUGGAAUUAUGUUUUUCGAAUUUUGUACAAAUUCAUUACAAGUGAAAGCUGAAAUGACUUGAGUCAAUACGUAUUCAAACCCUUUAUUAUCGCAAGCCUAAAUAAGAGUAAAAAUGUGCUUAACAAAUCACACAAUAAGUUGCAUGGACUUACUCUGCGUGCAAUAAUAGUGUUUAACAUGAUUUUUGAAUGACUACCUCAUCUCUGUACCCCACUCAUACAAUUAUCUGUAAGGUCCCUCAGUCGAGCAGUGAAUUUCAAGCACAGAUUCAACCACAAAGACCAGGAAGGUUUUCCAAUGCCUCGCAAAGAAGGGCACCUAUUGGUAGAUGGGUAAAAAUAAAAAAGCAGACAUUGAAUAUCCCUUUGAGCAUGUUGAAGUUAUUAAUUUGGCUUUGGAUGGUGUAUCAAUACACCCAGACACUACAAAGAUACAGGCAUCCUUCCUAACUCAGUUGCCGGAGAGGAAGGAAACCACUCAGGGAUUUCACCAUGAGGCCAAUGAUGACUUUAAAACAGUUACAUUGGUGCGGCUGGCUUCCAGGUUAAGCGGGCGGGUGUUUAGAAGCGCGGUUUGGCCCCGUUGGGGAGUUGCAGCGAUGAGACAAUAUCGAAAUUGGGGAGAAGAAGGUGUUAAAAUACACCAAAAAAAGUGACAGAGUUUAAUGGCUGUGAUAGGAGAAAGCUGAUGAUGGAUCAACAACAUUGUAAUUACUCCACAAUACUAACAUAAUUGACAGAGUGAAAAGAUGGAAGCCUGUACAUAAUAAAAAAUAUUCCAAAACAUCCAUCCUGUUUGCAACAAGGCACUAAAGCAAUACUGCAAAAAAUUUGUCAAAGCAAUUCACUUUUAGUCCUGAAUACAAAGUGUUAUGUUUGGGGCAAAUCAAAUACCACACAUUACUGAGUGCCACUCUCCAUAUUUUCAAGCAUAAUGGUGGCUGCAUCAUGUUAUGUGUACAGUGGGGAAAAAAAGUAUUUAGUCAGCCACCAAUUGUGCAAGUUCUCCCACUUAAAAAGAUGAGAGAGGCCUGUAAUUUUCAUCAUAGGUACACGUCAACUAUGACAGACAAAAUGAGAAAAAAAAAUCAGACGGGCCUGGAUAUGGCCUGGACAUGUACUGGCUUAAGCAGGGGGACACGUCUGGCACUGCAGGAUUUGAAUCCCUGGCGGCGUAGUGUGUUACUGAUGGUAGGCUUUGUUACUUUGGUCCCAGCUCUCUGCAGGUCAUUCACUAGGUCCCCCCGUGUGGUUCUGGGAUUUUUGCUCACCGUUCUUGUGAUCAUUUUGACCCCACGGGGUGAGAUCUUGCGUGGAGCCCCAGAUCGAGGGAGAUUAUCAGUGGUCUUGUAUGUCUUCCAUUUCCUAAUAAUUACUCCCACAGUUGAUUUCUUCAAACCAAGCUGCUUACCUAUUGCAGAUUCAGUCUUCCCAGCCUGGUGCAGGUCUACAAUUUUGUUUCUGGUGUGUGGCUGACUAAAUACUUUUUUUCCCCACUGUAUGCUUGUAAUCGUUAAGGACUGUUGAGUUUUUCAGAAUAAAAAAUUAAUGGAAUGGAGCUAAGCACAGGCAAAAUCCUAGAGGAAAAUCUGGUUCAGUCUGCUUUCCACCAGACACUGGGAGAUGAAUUCACCUUUCAUCAGGACAAUAACCUAAAACACAAGGCCACAUCUACACUGGAGUUGCUUACCAAGAAGACAGUGAAUGUUUCUGAGUGGCCGAGUUACAGUUUUGAUUUAAAUCUACUUGAAAAUGUUGCACAAUCCAGAUGUGGAAAGCUCUUAGACACUUGCCCAGAAACACUCACAGCUGUAAUCGCUGCCAAAGGUGCUUCUACAAAGUAUUGACUCAGGGGUGUAAAUUAGAUAUUUCUGUAUUUCAUUUUCACUAAAUUUGCUAACAUUUCAAAAAACAUGUUUUCACUUUGUAUUUAUGGGGUAUUGUGUGUAGAUGGGUGAGAAAAACAAAUAUUUAAUUAAUUUUGAAUUCAGGUUGUAACACAACAAAAUGUGGAACAAGUCAAGGAGUAUGAAUACUUUCUGAAGGCACAUUAGGUACCAUUUGGGACACACAUGAUUGGUCAGGCAGAAUGACCUUCCUAGUAGUUUUAUGGUUUAUCACAACAUUUGUGAUAAACCAAAUGUGUUUAUAUUACAACUAUAAUUGUCUUUAUAACAGUACAUAUCUUUAUUAAUACAUUCCUUAACAACUUCUACAUGGUCACAGUCAGCGGAGAGGAGUGGAGACUGUCUAUCGACCGACUUCAAAACAUGAAAUAAUGAUCUGUUUAUAUUGACUACAUUAGUUAUUGGAUAUAAGCUGCUUAACAUUUCCCUCUCAAACAAGACAGCAGUUCAUUACUGUUGAUCUAGUUAGUCUCUGGAAGGAUUAUUUUCAAUCAAUGAGGUUCAGUGUUUUACAGAAUCAGCCCGGAGAACUCUCUCCUGGAGAUCCAGCUAGAGAAGGUGCCCACCUGGCUGCCUGUGUGCUAUGAGAGAUGGAACUCUUCCCUGGGGACCCUGGUCUGCCGCCAGCUGGGAUAUCUAAGGCUAGUCUACUGAGACCAUUUUCUUAUUAUAAAGCCCACAGCAGCUUGGGAACAUAAAAGGCUAUUCACCUAACCAUAAGGCUGAUUGCUCCCAGUUAAUGAUGGAUUAUUUAAUGCUCUGUUAAUACCUUGUUUAUAGGCUUGCUUUAUGACCCAUGGAUCAGACAUUACUUUUUAAAACAGACACUCUCCCAUCUUUUAUAGAAGAUAUAACUAUGAUUUAUUUUGUUUCCAGACUGACCAAGCAAAAAGGGGUGAACUUAACGGACAUCGGACCUAACUACACAGAUGGCUUUAUACAGAUCACAUCUGAACACAAGAGCAGCCUGGAAAAUAUAUGGCAGUUAAGGUACGGCAGCUGUCUGAGGAGAUAAUACAUUACCUAAUGAUGCAGAAAAAAAUAGAUGUGUUAUAACAAAGUAAUCAAGCUUUUCUAAUGGUUGGAUUUGUUUUUAUUUAGGGCGAGUUGCGUCACAGGGAAGGUUAUAGCUUUGAAAUGUUUUGGUAAGUUUCUGCAGGGUACUAACAACACUAACAUAAUAGCGGAUGAACUACAUUGUAAAUUUGUGCAUCUCACACAUAGGUAAGACACAAUUACCUUCAUAUGACCUCUCAGUCAGGACUUCAUAGUUCUACACAUUGGUGGUAUACACUGAGUGUACAAAACAUUAGGAACACCUUCUCUUUCCAUGACAUAGACUGACCAGAGGAAUCCAGGUGAAAGCUAUGAUCCCUUAUUGAUGUCACUUGUUAAAGCCACUUCAAUCAGUGUAGAUGAAGGGGAGGAGACAGGUUAAAUAAUACUUUUUAAGCCUUGAGACAAUUGAGACAUGGAUUGUUUAUGUAUGCCAUUCAGAGGGUGAAUGUGAAAAACAAAAUAUUUAAGUGCCUUUGCACGGGGUAUGGUAGUAGGUGCCAGCUGCACCAGUUUGAGUGUGUUUUUCACUCUCAACAGUUUCCCGUGUGUAUCAACAAUGGUCCACCACCCAAAGGACAUCCAGCCAACUUGACACAACUGUGGGAAGCAUUGGAGACAACAAGGGCCAGCAUCCCUGUGGAAUGCUUUCAACACCUUGUAGAGUCCAGUGGCGGUCAGUGCCGUUUAUGAUGAGAGAGGACAAUCUUUUUUUCAUGAACAUGGCCUUAUUUCUAUUACAGCAUGUUGGAUGACUGUCAUUCAUAUUCCAUUCACCCAGUUCAAUGUAACAUUGAUAGGUUUAGGCUACUACAUGAUACUCUAAUAUUCCCUACACCCAUCAUGAGGUAGCUACAACCUAGCAUAUGAAUGAAAGUUUACAACGUAGGUGCACACAGGUCGAGAGAAGAAUUUGAGAUGACAGACAGUGACACAUGGACAGACAGUGACACAUUCAAUACCGCCUUGCACACUCUUGCCUGCAUCUAGCUUAUCUAGGUUGUAAUCGUUAGUCCAACAGUUGCAAACGAGAGUUUCUAUUGGACAAAUUCAGGUAUUUUAAUCCACGUUUCGUUUGAAAUAAAAGUUUUUCAACAGAAUCGGCGGACUGAAUACACCCCUGAUCACGCAUUAACACAGUUCACUUUCAUACGUAGCAGCCACGUUGUAUUCAUUCUAGCCUCUAUGCACUCUCCUCCUCUCACCUUUUCCCUUCGUUUGUGGACUUCAAUGAACAACACAUCAGCUGUGUGUGACCAGGCAAAAAAAACUUUCCAAACCAUGUCAUAACCGCUACACACAACCAACAUCAUUGUCCCCAUAUUAGCUAAAGUAAUGUCCUAGUCAACAUAGCUAAUAGAACUAAUGCGUUAGUAAACCCGCUACAAUCAUGCAGUAAUGUUACAGUGUAUAGUCAGUAAUUAGUUAGACCGGCGGGCCCCAAUGGCAAUAAAUUAAUACAAUCAAAAGCUUACCUUGACUUGGAGUUCCAGUGUUGUGUUGGAUAGUCAUAGCCAGCUAGCUAACAUAGCAGCCCUCUGUUUGGGCAGGGUGUUUGAGCAACUAAACUAGCCAGCUGCAUUUGGUAGCUAAGUAAGUGAAACUGAAAGUAAAAAAAAAAAAAAAAUCUCUCUCUCUCUUGCUUCUCCUUCAUUUUUAAAGAAAUACAUUUGUUGAAAACUGUUCAACUAUUGUCUUUCUCUCUAUUUGAGUCAACAUCUCAUCACAUUUUAUGUACUGCAGUGCUAGCUAGCUGUAGCUUAUGCUUUCAGUACUAGAAUAUUUCUCUGAUCCUUUGAUUGGAUGGACAACUUGCAGUUCAUGCUACAAGAGCUCUGAUAGGUUGGAGGAUGUCCUCCGGAAGUUGUCAUAAUUACUGUGUAAGUCUAUGGAAUGGGGUGAGAACCAAGAGCCUCCUAGGUUUUGUAUUGAAGUCAAUGUACCAAGAGGAGGAUGGAAGCUAGCUGUCCUCCGGCUACACCAUGGUGCUACCCUACAGAGUGCUGUUGAGGCUACUGUAGACCUUUAUUGCAAAACAGUGUGUUUUAAUCAAUUAUUUGGUGACGUGAAUAUUUAGUAUAGUUUUAUCUAAAAAGGAUAACUUUUCCAAUGUUUUAUCAUUUUUAUUUUUAUGAAAUUCACUGAGGAGGAUGGUCCUUCCCUUCCCCCUUUGAGGAGCCUCCACUGGUACUGAGGGCAAAAGGGGGUGCAACUCAAUAUUAGGAAGGUGUUCCUAAUGUUUUGUCCAGUAUGGUGAUGAGUUACCUCCAUACAAUGUAUAAUAAAAUGCCUUCAUAUUUGUUUCCUUUGCCUGUGUAGAGUGUGGGACGCGGGCUAAGCUGCCCAGGAUAAUCGGGGGAGUGGAGGCUACCUUGGGAAGGUGGCCCUGGCAAGUCAGUCUCUACUACAGCAACCGACACACCUGUGGAGGCACCAUCAUCACCAGCCAAUGGGUGGUCACUGCAGCCCACUGUGUGCACAAGUAAGACCCCCAAUGACCCCUCGGGGUAAGAGGUCGGAGGUUAGAGGUCAGAGGUCACUGACUCAUGACAGUGUAGUGAUGACUAGGGACAGUAAAAGCUCUCACUUUCUUUUGCACAAAGUAAUUAAUACUUUAUACAAUUGAGAAUUGGAUACCCAUCUAGCUGAUAUACAUUUCUUCAUCUCUUUUUUAACAUUCCAGUUAUAGGCUGCCACAGGUGUCCAGUUGGGUGGUUUACGCUGGUAUUGUCACACGCAGUUCAGCUAAAAUGGCUCAGUACACUGGAUAUGCAGUGGAAAAUAUAAUCUACAACAAGAAAUACAAUCCCAGGAGCCACGACAAUGACAUUGCUCUGAUGAAACUGCAGACCCCACUGAAUUUCUCAGGUGACAGGAAACUUGAUUACUUCACUUUUGAAUGCACCACAUAGUCCCUUGGCUGACUGGAACACUCAACUAUAUUAUUACAGCAAUCAGUUCCUAACCAUGUUCCAAUAUUACUGAAAUGAACUUCAAAAUGACCUACACUGUCUUCUAAUAUUCCUAAUAUUCUCUUUAUUUUUUAGAUACCAUCAGGCCUGUCUGUCUGCCACAGUACGAGCAUGAUCUUCCAGGAGGAACACAGUGCUGGAUCUCUGGCUGGGGCUACACUCAACCGGAUGAUGGUAUGACUAUGUUAAAUCAAUAAUAUAACUUAAAUAGAAGAAUUGAAUGUAUCUCUAUUGAUGGUUAAAUGUUUUCGCAUAGCACAAAUCAUUUAAAUCAUAAAAAUAAGAGGUAUAUUUACAUUAGUUUGACUUUCCUUGACAGUUCUCAUCCCUGACACGCUAAAAGAAGCUCCAGUUCCACUGAUAAGCACCAAGAAAUGCAACAGUUCCUGCAUGUACAAUGGAGAGAUCACCCCCCGCAUGCUCUGUGCUGGAUACACCGAGGGCAAAGUGGACGCAUGUCAGGUUAGUUCAUAAAAAAUCCCUGUGUUGUUCCUCCUGUGGUUUGUUUUAAGAAGAGAUGUACCAAAGGUCAGAGAGUUGUUGUCUUACAAAAGUAGAAUUGGUUCAUGAUAAUGAGAAUAUUUUCCCCCAGGUCUCCCACACUACUGUUUUGAAUUAUCAAAGACAAAGCUCAUUAGGCAUGUGCCUGAGUGGGAACACCAGCUUUAUUCAAGGUCCUACCGAUCAAAUUCAGUGGCGCUCAGGAUUCAGUAUUGCACAAUAUCCCAACCCAUAAUCCCUAAAUCACUGUGACUUUACAAUAUCUCAACCCCUAACAAUCAGUAUGGUGGUCUGGUAACCAGUGUGAUUGACAGCAGUGUGUAUCUGCUCCUGUCCUCUCCCCAGGGGGACAGUGGGGGUCCUCUGGUCUGUCAAAUUGACAACGUGUGGAGACUGGUGGGUGUGGUGAGCUGGGGUACAGGCUGCGCUGAGCCCAACCACCCCGGAGUCUACACCAAGGUGGCCGAGUUCCUCGGCUGGAUCUACGACAUGAUUGAG
Molecule: messenger RNA, 13933 nt
Organism: Coregonus sp. 'balchen'
Lineage: Eukaryota; Metazoa; Chordata; Actinopteri; Salmoniformes; Salmonidae
Source: the annotation of a GenBank genome assembly